Aspergillus sclerotioniger CBS 115572 is the source of this 901-nucleotide messenger RNA. RefSeq lists its product as uncharacterized. Lineage: Eukaryota; Fungi; Ascomycota; Eurotiomycetes; Eurotiales; Aspergillaceae. The record is from RefSeq and is a predicted model, not a curated record. The transcript has a single exon. Bases 168 to 710 code for a protein of 180 amino acids.
AAAAGUGCGUUAAUCCGCUGUUGGUACCACUGGAAGGGACUUUGGGGGGCAAGAAAGAGGCUUUCUGGAAGGGGGUAAAGUUGGAGGUCGGGUGCGAAGAACGUAUACUUUGGGACGGAGUACUUUUGGGAUUGGUUUCGGACGAGAGGGGGUUCAUGUGACCAUGAAUGGGCUCAGCCCCGUGCACCAGCCACAGCCAAUGCUGGACUUCCCCGCCAAGACUUGCCGAGUUCGUCUUGUACCGGCAGUCCUGGUCCCGGCUAGACCCCACCGGGUCUAGUGCCGCCCGGCGAGCCAAGCAGAGCGCGCGCAGAAAGCCAGAACCCGAGCCGGUUGGUUUCAACCCCAGACUUUCCUCUCCCUCUGCCUCUCUUCCUCCCUCUCUCGUUUGCCUCCCCGCUCCUUUUCCUCUUCCAACGUCUUCAUCUUCGUUCCACGCCGGUCGAGUGCGUCCCCUUAUCCCUCUCCCUCUUCACUCUCUCCCCUCUCGUUUCUUUUCCUGGCUCUCGUUUCGCUUUCUUCUCUCGGCAGCCUCCAACUAUACUUUAAAUAGACCUUCAGUGGCGCCAUCCAUAAACCUUCCGACCCUCUCUCCCCUAUCGCGCUACAGGGUCCCCUCCCUUCGGUCGGUACGAACGGUACGAACGUCCACCCUGAUCGCCACCGGUGGCUCUCUUACCACUAGCGCCUUACCCUCGCUGCAGAAAUAGAACGUCGGCGCUGGCUUGCGCUCCAUGGCUGAUCUCUGAAGACGGAAGCCGCGCGAUAACUCAAGGAGCCUCGUCUGGACCUACCUAGGCGUUAGGGACCCCUUGCGAUCGAUUUGCCAGUCCUCUAUCGGGUUUGCGAACAUAAGGAUGCAAAAUAAAGCGUGGUUUGGUUUCAAGUCUCCCGUUCUGUC